Salvia hispanica is the source of this 2438-nucleotide messenger RNA. RefSeq lists its product as uncharacterized. The record is from RefSeq and is a predicted model, not a curated record. Gene Ontology annotation, molecular function: mRNA binding; protein binding. Lineage: Eukaryota; Viridiplantae; Streptophyta; Magnoliopsida; Lamiales; Lamiaceae.
AAAUUUAAAAGUAUAGAAACACUAUUAAAAUUGAUUCGAUGAUAUUUUUACAACCUAGUGGUAGUAAAAAAAUUGAUAUUAAGACGACGUCAGACGCUGAAGCGCUCAUUGUUUGUUUCAGCAAAAACUUCGGAAUUCCAUAACUAAUCAUUGAAUUUGACGGAUUCUUUCCCGCAAAAAUUCUGAUUUCAGCAACUAAUCUUUUCAUUUGGCGGAUGAGAAUGCAAUUUAGGGCUGGAAGGGUAAGUAUCUCUAAGAUUUUCACCUCAGCUUCGUUCCAUACUCACAAAUCUUCACGCUCUGCUCCUGCAUCCACUUGUUGGUUCAUUAAAGUGGUAUCCACCUUAUGCAUUCACCUCUCCAACUCGCUCAAUUUUCUCCAAACUGAUUAUUUCCGCCAGAACUUGAAUCCCCUUGUAGCUUUUGGCGUGGUCCAUCGCAUCGAUACUAGAUUGAAUAACCCGCGUUUAGCUUUUGAAUUCUUUCGUCACUCACGCCAAAAUUUGGAGUUGAUUCACUUAGAAUCCACUUUUGAUUUUCUGUUAAGGUCGCUAUGCGAGAAGGGUCUAUACGAUUCAGCUAAAAUGGUGUAUGAAAUUAUGAAAUUUGAUGGCUUUUGGCCCAAUACCUCACUUCUUGAUACAUUAGUUUCUGCAGUAGCUAAGGCGGGUAUGUUUAGGGUAGCAGAAGAAAUUUUGAUUGCAGAAGCUGAAUUCUGCGUUGAGAAAGAGAAAAGAGUUAGUUCUUUUGUGUAUAAUAAUUAUCUGAGCAUUCUAGUGCAUGAAAAUCGCAUAAAUGAGGCUGUUGUAUUUUUCAGAGGGCAUAUAUUAAGGUUAAGAAGCUUUGAUCCUGAUACGUGUAGCUUUAACAUAGUGGUGCGAGGACUGUGUCGCGCUAGUAAAGUUGAGAAGGCUUUUGAGCUCUUUGAUGUUAUGAGGGAUUUUGAUUGUUAUCCGGAUCUUGUUACGUAUAACACACUUAUUAAUGGGUUAUGUAGCGUUGGUAGAGUAGAUAGAGCAGAGGAGUUACUAGAAGAAGUCGAACUGCAAUCUGGAUUUUCCCCAAAUGUUGUGACUUACACAACACUCAUCUCUGGAUACUGUAAAUUGGGUAAGUUGGAUAGAGCUGUGACUAUUUUCGAUAGGAUGAUUAAUAGUGGGGUCAGACCAAAUUUGUUUACUUUUAAUACUAUUAUUAAUGGUUAUGGAAAAAAGGGUGAGUUGGCUUCAGCGAUUAAGAUGUAUGAGAGGAUGGUAAAUGGUCGUUUUCCACCUGAUGUUAUCACCUUCACCUCUCUCAUUGAUGGUUGUUGCCGCCUUGGAGACUUGGCUCAAGGUGUGAGAUUCUGGGAUGACAUGAACGAUAGGAAGGUGCCUCCUAACAUUUUUACCUUUUCAAUUUUAAUUAGUGCCCUAUGCAAAGUGAAUAGACUAAAUGAGGCACGAGGUUUGCUUAAUCAGUUGAAGAAGAGGGAAGACAUUGUCCCAGAGCCAUUUGUUUACAACCCUGUUAUUGAUGGUUAUUGUAAAGUGGGAAAUGUAGAUGAAGCAAAUGUGGUUGCUGAAGAAAUGGAGGCAAAAGGAUGUAUCCAUGACAAGAUGACUUUCACCAUUCUCAUUUUGGGGCACUGUAUGAAAGGGAGAGUGUUUGAAGGUAUUCGAUUGUAUGAAAAGAUGGUGUCAGUGGGGUGUGUACCCGAUAAUAUCACUGUAAGGUCUUUGAUAUCUUGCCUAAGAAAGGCAGGGAUGGCACGAGAAGCCAAUGAAAUAGAGUUCAAGGCAUUAAAUAAUGUUCACUCAGGUUUAUUGUUUGAAACUACUGCUGCAGUUUGGAAAGUGAAAGCGCCAAUGACUAAACCUGUUUAGUCAGAGGGUUAUGUUGCUGCCUCAAUCUGUCAUUGAACAUUUUAUGAGGCACUUGAGCCCAGAAAUGUGUGGGCCAACUAUAGAUAAGUCAAGAAGAAAGUAAUGUAACUACUCUAUUCCCCUCGUGUGCAAGAAUUAAUGCAUAUAAACAUGACUAAAGUAUUCUAUCACCAGCAUACAGUUGACAUGAUUUGUUGAAUUGAUGAUGUUAUCUAGGUUCCGUUCGUUUAGGCAGCUUCUGUUCUCCAUCGCAGUAUCCAGAUUUUAUAUCAUGCCUCUGUUGGUGUUUGGCCAUUGCAUCUGCACCUGAUGAGAUGGUUAUAGUCAGGGAAAACUAUUGUCUAGUUUCUUGAGGCUACAGAGAUGUUCAUCCUGGAGAAACUCAUGGAAAAUUCACACAAUCUGUUAAGUUCUUGAUUUGAAGACCAAGUUUAGUGUUUGCGGAAAGUGUCAUAUUUGGCCAAAGUUAGUGGUAUUUUUUUUAUCAAUAACCCCAUAAUUUAUACGUAUCUCCGUUAUUUAAUUCAUAGCCCCAAUUCACAAUUUUAGAGCAAUAUAAAGAGAGUUUCUGUU